Molecule: messenger RNA, 9688 nt
Organism: Lethenteron reissneri (Far Eastern brook lamprey)
Lineage: Eukaryota; Metazoa; Chordata; Hyperoartia; Petromyzontiformes; Petromyzontidae
Product: pleckstrin homology domain-containing family G member 3-like
Molecular function (GO): guanyl-nucleotide exchange factor activity; small GTPase binding
Source: RefSeq, a predicted model, not a curated record
AAGCCGUGCAAGUCAGAGAGGCCCAAGCGAGUUGUUUGGGGUCCCCACCCACUCCACCCGACUUCACUCGUCUGUGACGUAGCGGAGUUUGUGUGUGUGUGGGGGUGGUGGUGGUGGUGGAGACUGCAACCGAGCCACUGCUCUCUCUCUCUCCCGUGUGUGUUGUUGCUGUACCGUGGUCGUCUCCUCUCAGGCAGCAGCAGCAGCGGCAGCGUCGGCUUCUUCGGCUCAGUUUUGGCAGCGUCCGAGGAUUUAAGGAGAGAGAGGAGGAGGAAGAGGAGGGGGGAGCGCUGCUCGGCUCGGCUCGCGAGAGGGGAAACGAAACGUGCGAGAAGCUGAGGGGUCGACGGAUUUCUCCCGCCGUCACUUUUGCCCGAGAGCCAUGGUCCAGAGCUAGGGGUGCGUGGGGAGCCCACAGAGCUGGGGCGGCGGCGGCGGCGGAGAGAGAGAGGAGGAGGAAGAUCGUCUGGUCGUGUUGAAGUUGACGGGGAGGCGCUGCUGCUGCUGCUGUCGUCAGGGUCACAUGGUCGGCACGUGGACGUGAUGGUUUGACCGGCGCGGGAGAGCAUGCUGUCCCGUAAUAACCCGGGUGGCGGCGGCGGCGGUAGGCGGACCAACCCACGGACGACCACGAACUCCCCCGUCGCCCGGCCCUCCUCCUCCGACCAGGAUGGUGUCAAAAUGCCUUCCAGCAACGGUGGCCCAAAGUCGCCGGUGGGCCGGGUUCCUGGCGGCGGCGGCGGCGGCGGUGAUGGCGCGGCCGCCGGAGCCGAGUGGCUCACGCCGCGACGGGUCAGCCACCGGCGCGCGGGCGCCGCAGAGCGGAGCGACGUGCGUGAUUCGGGGACGUCUCCCAUCGCCGCCAAGGUGCUCACGUCGGCCAACCCAAAGCUGUCAUACGUGGACCGCGUGGUGCUGGAGAUCUUGGAGACGGAGCGUAUGUACGUCAGGCACCUGAAGAGCAUCGUGGAGGACUACCUGACAGCCAUCAGCCAAAAGCUCCCAAAUGAUGACGUCAACACCCUGUUUGGAAACAUCAAGGAGAUAUACAAGUUUAACAGUGAGCUGCUGGGAGAGUUGGAGGAUUGUGGCAGUGAUCCCGUCGCCAUCGCGGAAUGCUUUGUCGAAAAGAGCGGAGGAUUUGAGAUAUAUACACAGUACUGCACAAACUUCCCCAGCUCCAUGGAGCUCCUGACCAAGUGCAUGCGGACAAAGAGCACAGCCAAAUUCUUCCGCGACCACCAAGCGGCCCUGAAGCACAACCUCCCGCUUGGCUCGUUCCUGCUCAAGCCUGUGCAGAGAAUACUCAAGUACCACUUGCUGCUGCAGGAAAUCGAGAAGCGGCUGGACAAGAGCACGGACGGCUACGAGGUGGUGCAGGAUGCCCUGUCGGCAAUGCACGGCGUCGCCUGGCACAUCAAUGAGAUGAAACGCAAGCACGAGCACGCUAUCAGGAUCCAGGAGUUGCGUGGAUUGCUCAUCAACCUCAAGCAGGACCUGAGCAUGUUGGGGGAUCUGGCGCUGGAGGGGUCUUUCCGCUUGCACCGGACGCGCAAGGAGCGAGCCCUCUUCCUCUUCGACAGCUCCCUGCUCAUCGCCAAGAAGCGCGACGACGGGCAGUUCGUGUUCAAGACCGAGAUCAAGUGCCGAAACCUCAUGAUUUUGGAACAACCCAGGGAGCUUGAGUUCUGUGUGUGGCAUUACAAAAAUGAAAAGCCACGGUACACGUUUCAGGCGAAGACUCAAGAGGAAAAGAGUCAGUGGAUACACCACAUCAAGAGGCUCAUUCUCGAAAACCAUCCAUCCACUGUGCCGGACAAGGCAAAGAACAUCAUUCUUGAAAUGGAUCCGGCAUAUCCCACCGGUAUCUAUAGCCCCAACCGGAACAGGAGGCCCGAGUACCACGAGGUCAAGGAGCGGAAACGUCGGAGGCAGGCCGGAGAUGAUGCAACGCGAAGCAAGCGCGUGCCACAGGAAGGUUCGCGAGCCACGGAGUCCCACGGUGAUGAAGCCCUCUCUCCGGCGCCCAGCGUGGAGAUGUUGGAUGAAGAGAGGGGGGAGCCCAGCGAGUCGUCAUUCAGUGACCGCUCGGUCCCAUCAACCCCAGACACGAGCCUGACCCCAGACAAGGCUCAGAAUGUGGCCGGAAAGGACUCCGACGUGGAAAAUGGACCUGCUGGUGUUAGAUCCAUUAAGAGGGAGAGGCCGAACUUUGACGCCCCCAUUCCGUUUGAGCGGCAGCCCUCGUGGAAACGCGUGAACAGGGGCUCGGUUGGGCACAAGACCAAAAAAUCUAAUUAUUCAGAUUUCUCAGAAGAUCCGCCUCCGGAGCCGAUGAACGAGAGCGCGUCGUCCGCGGAGAACCUGGCGCGUUACGAGGUCUCCAUUUGGGAUCUCAAAAAGGGCGAGGGCGGCGUCGGCGGUGAAGGAAUCCGAAGCCAGCCUCCGUCGCUCUGCUCGGAGAGCACGCUGGACGACACGGCCAGCAAGUUCUCGGACCUCGAUCCUCCGGCCAUCGACACGUCGGCCGACGAGCUGGACGACGACACGCAGACCGAGUGCAGCAGCGGCGACUCUCCCCGCCUCUCCAAGGCGUCGAGUGGCCUCGACGAGAGGCGCGGCUCGUCGUUCGCUGACAUCAUGCAGCAGGAGCGGGCCGAGUGCCAGGUGCGGGCGAUGCUGAGCAAGCCGGCGAGGCGCAGCACGCAGGAGCUGGUGUCCAACUCCUCCGCGACCCAGAGCCAGGACGGCAGCGCCGACGAGGAGAUGACCGUGUGCAGCAGCCCAGUUCGGCAGCUCGCUGACGGCGCGGUCGACAGGAGCUCCGGGGAAGACACCGUCUGCACGAGCCCGGUGUUGGUGAGCUCUCAGGUCGGCAGGACCGAGUGCUCGAGGGAAGACACUGCCAUCGCUCCGGGCUUUUUCCCAAUCGGGUCCCCAAGCAGGAAGAACAGCACAGACGACGAAGAGUUCUUCAGCGUUCUGAUUCGCACGCCCUCGAGGCGAGUCAGCAGGAGGAAGAGCAGCUUCAGGGUUGAGAAUUCGGCGCCGUUAAAUUCUCCGACGAGUGAACUCGGCGUGACCGUCAGCAGAGCUACCAGCGUCGAAAGUCAGAACUCGUCCUCGGUGGUCAGUAGCAGCAGUGGCGGCAGCAGCGGCAACGAUGUGGAGCUUCAUUCUAAGGUGCUGCCGGGCAAUGCUGAACAUUUGUCAAAGGGUCCGAGUGCAGAAAUUAGUCUGGAUUUUCCCGCUGCAAACAAGGAAGAGCCCUUGACCUCUGAGAGUGAAAUUACAGACAAGGCGCGCUCCAGUUCACCAAAAGUUGCUCGUGCAUCUUCCUUCUCGAAGCAAGACAGCUUUCCCUUAGAGGAAACAAAGAAUGAUUACAGGUGGAAAGACCGCGUCGGCUCUGGCGUUAACAAAAGAGACAGUCUGGCAAACAUUCCCCAAGGUUUGGUGCGGGAUUCUGUUUUUGCGAAAAGAAAAGCCGAAAUCCACAACUUUGAUAAUUUCCCCACUCAAAAGUCAGCUUCAGAAUCGCUUGAUCGACGCGUUUCAUCUCCGUCAGUGGAGAGAGCCUCGGGCAGUUUCAGCCGUAGGCGCAAGUCCGAGAAUCCCAGAGAAAAAUCUGACAAAAAUCAGACAUUUGUAGAAGAGACCAAAAACUUGGAUCCAUCUGAAGCUGCGAGUGAAUCGCACGCGGAAAACGUUGCCAAACAAACCUACGGCGUGACCGUGUUUUCUGGAAGCGUUGUGAAGCUGGCAGCGGCCAACGAGUCUCCUGAACCCAGCCAAGACUCGUUGAACUCGAGCUCCAGCGCAUUGAGCGACGCCGCGAGCAUCAAUGAGGGAAAUUCAGACCGGGAGCCGCCAAAAGCGCCAGGCCCUCUCUUGCCGACCGCGCCUUUCGGCAACGAGGAGUCUCACGGCGGCACGGGCAAAUACGACAGGGCGACCUCGCGCACAGAGCCACGGUCGCCGUCCAAAGAGCCGUGCGAUGACUCGCGCAUGCAAUCUGCCGGUCGCUCGUCCAAGACAUCCACCCUGUCCCGACCCACGACCUUGCCCAGCCGGCCGAGGGUAACCUUCACCGCCAUGUCCCACUCCGUCCACUUCAGCGAGUCGAAUGACAAGUCCAAGUCGCGAGUGUUCAACAUGGCGCGACAGUACAGCAUGAGGAUUAAGAAGCCCAAGUCCCCGACCGACCCUACUGCUGGGGUCUUGGAGCAGCUGCAGAGGAGUGACGCGCUGGAGGAGAAGCUGAAGUGGUUGAACGCCGAAGAAAACAAGCUGGGCUUUGAUAAAGCGGUCGGCGCCGAAACUGUCGUCUAUCCCAAGGUCCGGGACAGCGGGGUCAACAAAAGGUCAAGCGUGUUGAGCGACACGUCGAUAACGGCCGCUGCAGAGCAGGCCGGGUCGGACAGAUCGAGCACGGCAUCGCUUCCCCCGUCUCCAGGCUCCUUCACGAGCUACUCGCCCAGAUGUUUGUCUCCCACCUACGUGACGAACAGGUUCUUUCCGGAACCGAGUUACUUCUCCCCCAAAGGGGGGGUCAACUGGCCGACCGUGAAGGAGCUACGGUGUCGCUAUCUGCGGCUGCUGACGAGCGACGGCGGCGGCGACGGCGGUGGCGCUCGAGCCAAAACGCUGGAGCGUCAUUCGGAUGGCCGAAGACACGGGUGUCAGCAGAUAAGAAGAAUCAGCUCCGAGACCGGCACGGCCUCCACAGGCACGGGUGAGCCGAGGUCGGAGAGCAAGCGUCUCCCGCGGACGAGAGAGGACUUGGGCCUUGCGGAUGAGACCAAAGACGAAUCGCGGAGCCGCGGGGGCAACUCCUCCGGCAGCAGGGCGCACACAGAGUCGGAGAAUAACGGCGCCGACACGGCGGCGAUUCACCUCGGCAAAAACUUCCCUUACAUCGUCACCGACGACAUCCCCGUCUUCGACUCUGACGUGACGCUGCAGGACAGUCCCGGCGUGGUCGUCGUCAACGGCACGUCCUGCGUCGGCGGUCGCCCGACGAGCAGCCCCGCGGAGCGUCUCGGGGCCCCCCUUCCCCUCUGCGGCGUCGAAGACGACGGCGACGACGACGACGAGGACGAGGGAGAAGAAGAAGAGAACGCUUCUCCAGCCGGUGCCUCCACGAGGGAGCGCAAGCAGAUCUCGAUUAAGCCAGCAGCGGAGAGGUGGGGCCCCCGCGAAGGAGGGGCCCUGGGCCCCGAAGUGGCGGCGUGGCAGCGCGAUGGGAACAAGCGGAGGGGCAUCGCGUUCGGAGGCAGCAGGGCACUGUCUGCCGGGGAGGGCAUUGGCAUCGUCAAACAGCUGAGGGAUAUGUUCCAGAGAUUGAGCACUUCCAGUCACGUCUAGGGAAGGUGGCGUGAUGGUCUGACGUGGAAAUGUUGUCUGCCCGUUGUUGUGAACGAAAAUGUACAGGUGGAUGUAUGGAUGUUCAAGUUCUUUCGCACCGUACGUAGCCAACCGUACCAAUCUGAGGUGCAGAUGCCUACUAUGAGUGGAUUGAUUUUGUAUAUUGGAACUUAAUUCCACAUUAUUGUUUUAUAGGUUCUGGUUGUUUUAGAUGUUUUUUUUUAUAGUCCUACAGAGAGGGACAAAAAAAACAUACAAAUAAACUGCCAAAUAUAUUAAGAUGUAAAAUAUCAAAAUAAACCCCACGUUUUUGGGCAAGGAAUACAUUUAGCAACGAUAAGUUUAAUUACAUGUAUCGUGUGUAAUUCUGUAAAGUUUGAGUGGUGAUAUAUUUCCUUUAAAUUAAUGGUCGCAACUGUAGAUGCUUUAGUGGUGUCUUGCCAAAAUUAUAUAGAUGCCCAUUUCUACGAUUACACAAUCAGGAAGCAAUAUGUAAACGAAGCAACAAAAAAGCAAUAUGCCAGUGAUAAUUGCUACAUCUUAAACAUACAAACACGUUCUUAACUUAUUUACAUUAAUUAAGAAAUAAACCAAAGACUGUUCAUCAACAUACUAAGGACCAAAUUGCCUUUCAUGCAAUGAUUUGCCGCUGCUGGCUUUAAUCGCAGCAAUUGCAGUAAGCUUGUAUCGUGCUCCAAGCUCCAUCGCAAAGCAGCGUGGCUUCUUUACGCGUUUACCUGCAUCGUCAUAAUUAAGUGUUGCACUAUGCAAAUGACUUGGGGUUGAUUCCGAGUUGCGUGACGACAAGGGCAUCACGCGCAUCAGUGUCGCCUCGAGUGUCCACACGAGUUGCGCAUCAUUUGAGCGACUUCUUCUCCGCAGAACCUCUGGCCCACGUGGUUGUGCACGGUGGGGAAAGCGAGAUGGCUGUUGUGAGACGGAGGAAGCGAUGUCUUCGCUGUUGGCAGCAGUUUCCAAACGGGUUGACACGUCUCAGACCGAAAGCUGGUGAUUCUGUGAGCGCGAAAGCUGUUCCAUUCUGUGACGUCCAAGCGUCACAGUCAAUAGCACCGCCCCACCGCCACGCACCCAAUGCUGUUGGCAUUUUGCUGUCAUUCUUACAGGGCCCUUUAUUGCAGAAUACCACGGAGAGCGCCGGGUUUUAUAUUUAUUUCUUAAACAUACGCUCUUGUUUACGCUGCUCACACAAUGAAAAAGCAGCCUCAUUCGUGAUUCCACACGCGGUAUAUAUUGACAGGUUUUUUCUUUUUUUGCACUGCACGACGCGUAAAUGGUUCGACACGCAGCAGCUUUUUUGGCAGAGGUGAGGGCAGGUGAUUAUCAAACGCGUGGACUGUUUUUUGUCUUCUCCAACGCAGACCUCAAUUUACCAAUCAAAUGGCGCUUAUCCUCUCUGUGUUUUUAAACAGCAAAGCAAGAUGAGGCAGAAAAGGACAGAAGAGGUUGAAAUUAUCCGGCUUUUGCCCAUUAACGAAAAAUACACAGCUCCCUCACAAAUUUGCUCAAUCACAGCGAAAAGCAAAUGUCACUUUUUAUUAUUUACAGAGAAUAAUGUCAAUUUCGUUCACAGCGAUUAACCUGCGCGCGAUUUUUUUUUUAUUUUGCCUGAUUCUGAAUAAUAGGCUCCAAGUAAAACACUGGGAUAGUGGAAUCUAGUUAUAGAGCGAGCAAGUCCUGGUAAAUGUCACAGCCUCGUCAUGUGUGCUCGUAGUUGGAUGGAGUGUGUGCGUGUGUAUGUGUGUGUGGUAUUAAAUGGCGUUUGUCAGUCACAAAAAUGUCCUGCACAGGGUGUGGCAGCCAAUUGCAAGCGAAUUGAACGGUAACUAAGCGAGACGGAAGUUUAAACGUGACCAUCGUUUGCCAUUUCCAUCGCGACAACAAGCUGUUCACCAGCUUCAGAUAACAACGUGGCCACCUGCUUUCUGGUCCGUUGCUUGAAGGUUGCCAAACCUUCCCAUCGCCAUUGUUGUGCGCGAAUGUUUCAAUCGGUGCAGCUGCGCUACCGCCUCGCCAGCAUGAUUACUUCUUGAAACAUUCACGUCAAUUACGCUGCGCGAAAAAAAAGAUGUAUUAGCCCAGCUGUGUAAUGUACAAUCGAAGAACCGCCCCGUCUGUCAAAGGAGAUAAAUUAUGGUUAUGUUCGGCCAAAAGAGCGUUCGCGUGACGUUAGCCAACGCGUUUUUAAAUGACCACUAUACGUGCGCCGAUCGCACCGGGCCGGGUGUCGGUGUGUGUUUGUGCGUACAUUCGUUCGCUGUUUUCCACGUUGUGCAAGAGAUAUUAGGUUGCAUAAUUUUUUUUUUAAAACGACAUGUUGUUUUUGUUUUUGCUGUAACAUAAAUUAACAGAACAUAAUCAUGUUUAAUUAGAAAGAAGCAUAUGAAAAAUGUAAGCAAUAAUUAAUUUUUUUCUCAGCUGGUUUUUCCUAGUUUAAUAUUUGUGGGGUAUCUGUAUACGUUACUCUGAAUGGUGCAAUAAUAACAGAAUCAUGUAUAAUAUAAAACAAGAUCUUUUCGGGUAAAUUCUUUUGUACGCUGUCACUUUUAACAGAACCUAGGCAGCUGUUUGAAAUCUGUGGUAUCAUUUAAUAUCUUUACAUAUACGACAGAUUAUGGUCAGGUGGAGGUUGUAGCCUGACGAUGAGAAGGUGCAGUUCAAAUACAUAAUUGGGCCCUAUUUCUUUUUGUCUUAGGGAAGCACUCAUCCACCUUCAAUUCGCCAUUGCUUGCAUUGCCCAAUUAGCACUCUGGGACGGAUCGUUUAGGUGUGGCUUGCGAGCAUUUACGUAAUAAUUUUAUUUGAAAUAGCGUAAUUCAUGCAAUUACAUCGCACAACGCUGCAAAUCAAUUCGCCAGUCCCUACAUAGAUAAUACAAAAACAAAACCCCACUACUUGAAAAACAAUGAAUAUGUAAAUAACGAGGAAAAAAUUACAAGAAAAUUCUCAUCACAGAGAAAUUUUAUUUAAAUAAAUAAAUUCGUUGGGUCUCAUUACCCCAGAUCACAAUCUCAACAUUUUUCCGGAUUUAGGAGAACCUUCACAGGAGGGUUGGUGGAGUGGCAAAAGAGUUAUGAGCCAGUUUGAAUCGGUUAAUUGAUUUGAUUUGUCGGAUGUGUAGCGGAAGAAUGUCCCAGUCUGUGGGGCUGCACAUGUGAACGCUCGUCCACCAAUUACAUGUUUUUUGGGGUGGACAGCAAACCUAGUGAAGCAGAGCAGAGAACCUGACGUGGGAAAUAAACUGCCUACCACAUGUUCUCCUGGCACAAAUUGUAUUCCAUUACAGAGUGGACUUUACAAAAUAAAGAGAGAGGGCCAACGACCACCGUUACGCCAUUUGGCGGUGUCGCCAGAAUUAUCGCGGGAAUUUUACGACAACGGCAAGAAAAAACAUAACAUCGUUCGCGUUUGCCUGUUGGCCUGCAUCACACCGUCACUGCUGUCGCGUUGACCCUGGCAGUCGGGUCAGGUGAACUGGGUGCCGCGGUGGUGAGGUGUUAACUACCUCGCCUGGUAUACAGGAGGUCGUGGGUUUAAUCUCGACCCUAAUGCCUGUUGUAUAUUUGGAGUUUGCGUGUCUCUCUCCCCGUGGUUGCGCGUGGAUUUUUCUCCACGUCCUCUGGUUUUUUCCUCCUCCACAUUUAGAAACACGCGUUUAGAGUAUUUGGCUGCUGUAAAUGUCCACGCGAUAAGCCACUUCGUUGAGCUGUCAUUUGUGAAAAAGAACUACAUAGCUCAGUGGGCCUUACCGGGUUAUAAAAAAUAGUCUUAGUUUAGAUGAAACUGCAAUGCACUGAGGGAGCUUUGUUAUCUGUAUUGGCCUGAGUUGUAAAUACUACUGUUGCAUUUAUUGUGGCAAUGCGUUUCCUUCAUAAUUCCAUUGCACGGUGAUGUAGCAGCACUAAUGUGACAGCCACACUCUCGUUGUGCUGGCCCGUUUGAACGCAGAUGCCGGCCCAGACUCAAUAAUAAGGCGAUCGAACUUCCGCCGUUGCGUUCAUACAGCUGUAAGCAUUACAUAUUAGUUCUAUACCAAGCGGAGGGGAAUCAAUUGAGGAAGUUGUCAAAAGCAAUAAUGAGAAUUGUAUGUGCAGCAGCGCAUACCUGCAGGAUCGUGUGUUAAUAUUAACGCUGCAGAGACUGUCGCCUCCGUCGGAAAGAAAGGCAUGCUGUACACUGUAAACAUCAGACAUGUCCAAGAAUAAAUUGUAAAAAAAAAAUGGUUCAUAACUUCAUAUGCUGUUGGUGCACGGUGUCGGCUGACCAUUUUCUUGAUCUUGUGUAAUAAAAUGGCUCGCAAACA